UUAAAUGUCAUUUUUAUUCCCUGUUUUAUAUUUCUGUAUAGCUGCUUGAGUCCAUGCCCAUUGAUAUAAGUGCAAUACAAAUAAGUGGAAUCGAAUUGAAUAGAAUUAAAUACACCUGGAGUGGGAUGUUCAACAUGCACAUAUACAGUAGGAAACCAUGAUACCAUGCAAUCAUAAUACUUUCCUUUCUAUAUACACUGUUUAUUUACUUCCUCUUCUUCGGUCCAUGACACUGGCAUCGCUCUCGAAACUGAACACACAUUAAAGUAUUAUAACUUAUUAUAAACAGUGGGGACACAAGGUAUUAAAUCUGUUUGAAAACUCAUUUGAUUCAUUUGUCCUGAGUUUUACAAUUCGUAAUUAAUUUAGACGAUGGGACAUCCUUUUAUCCAUAUUUAAAAUACUCUGCAUUCAUAAUUUCAGACUUUCAACCAAGAAAAAAAACACAGAGGCCCAAAUUCAGCGAGCGACAUCAAACCAAAAUGGCGGCUCAUGCAGGAAAAGUAAACAAAACAGUUGUGCUUACAUUUAAACGAGCUAUCAUUUACAUACAAGCGUUUUCUUUCGAUUAAUCAGUACAGACAGAUUCAUUCACAUGUUAAAUCUAUAACAGAUAUUUCAGGAUUAAAAUAUACAUCAGUCUUUAUACAUAUAUACAUACAAAAUAUACAUUCGUACUUUUUGAUGAUCUCUUUCAUCAGAACAUGUUUUAGAGGCAGUAAAAGCGCAGUAAAGCACUUACGUCACAAAACAAUAAAUUCAUUUUUAAAAAAAAUCUUUUUUUUAAGUAAAUGUGGGACAAAACAAAUAAAAAACAAUUGACAGUCUUUAGAGAUAAAAAAAAAUCCUUAAUGUUUUAAUUAAUUAUUACAUAUUAAAAUUUUAGGGUAUUUGCAGAGAUCGUGAGAAAACUAAGUCGGUAAAAUGACAAAACAAGAAAUAAAUAAUAAUAAUAAUAAUAAUAAUAAUAAUAAUAAUAAUAAUAAUAUUAAUAAUAAUAAUGUAUGGCGUCAUAGGACUUCGUACGUCUGUGUUUCUCCCCUUUAAAACUGGGGUUUUAAACUAGCAUGACAUAUCUUCCCAAUCCACUAGAGGGCGCCAUGACCUCAUUUAAUUGUACUCUGUAUCGAUAUCCAGAAAGAAACCUGACAUACAUGUGAAGCAAAGGAAAUAAAUGUCUUUGUGUAUUAAUUAUUAUCUUGUAUUGAUUAUUUUGAUGUUUUCCAGCCACUGGACUGUCACACAGUGUCAAAACCUUUACUUUUUAAACGUAUGAAGUGAGUAAUAAGAAGAGUUGAGUUGAGGCAGUUAUGUUAGCAGGAAAAACAUGACGUAAGUAGUUUAAUGGUGUGUGAAAUGCUGUUUUAAAUAAAGGCUGGGAAUUGAAAAAAAAAAUCUAACACCAGUCUCAAAACAAAUGACCCCCCCCAAAAAAAGUGAUCACUAAUACACUAAUUGGACAAAAGUAUGCGGACACCUGAAUAAUACCCCAUCUUUAGUUCUUCCCUAAACUCUUACCACCAAAUCUGAAGCCUACAAUUGUAUAAAAUGUCUUUGUAUGCUGUAGUAUUAUAAUUUCCCUUCAUUGGAUCUAAGACACUCAGACAUUAUUAAAGCAUGACAAUGCCCCUGUGCACAAAGCACAGAGCUCCAUAAAGACAUCAGUUCCACUGAACAGCUUUGGGAUGAACCAGGAACACCGACUGCACCCCAGACCUCCGUCAUCUUACAUCAGUGUCUGAUCUCACCAAUGCUGGUGUAACUGAAUAAUCACUAUGUGUGGAGCAGGAAAAACAUGAUGUGUAGCUUGUGAGUAGUUGUUUGUGAAAUGCUGUUUUAAAUAAAGGCUGGGAACUAAAAUAAAAAAUUAUCUCACACCUGUCUCAAAACAAAUGAUUGUAACCCUAAAGGAUUACACAACAAACAGGUAGGAGUGGCAAGGUUUGACUGACUUUACAGCCUGGUAAAGUAUGCAACCUGUAAGUAUGCAACCAAAACAUUGACAGACGAGUCACACAGGGUGGUGGCAGUGACAUGAGACUGCAAUCCUAAUGUCACUCAGGCUACGGUCAGACCACAGGCUGUAUGGAGUGCCAUGGCUGCAGACUCGGGUUGGAUGUCAGGCCACACUUCCUCCAUAGACAACACUAUUCUCUCCAUCCUCUUCCUCGUUGUCUACGUCAUACUCUACACACUCUGUAGCACCUGUUUCAGACAUUCAUUAAGCGUUACAUUUCAUCUAGUGAGACUCCAGAGUGUCCGGAGGAGAAAGAAAAUCCCUCAUCUCUCUCACUGAUGGUAAAUCUAGAAGAUCACUGGAGCACAAAUAGAACCACGAGCAACGUGGAUGCUAAAUCGGACAGUUAUUUCAGCCGGGAAACGACUCCCAGAAUUCUAGACACCCCUGAAUUCUCACUCAGAUCCACAGGUUCAAUGUCUCCAGAACUUCCUGCUCUGCCACCAAUUCCACCACUCUUCUAUUUCACCACAGCCCAACUGGAACCACCAAGGGUGUCUUCUUCUUCUUCUUUUUAUUCUUCUUCUUCAAGACAGCGACUAGAGACAGACAAAUCAGUGUGGGAGUGUGUGACUCCUCCACCUGAAGAUAUCAACAGUGUGUUUAUGGAGGCGGUCAGUGAGGAGCAUCCAUAUGAAUGUAUAGAUAAUGUAAGAGUCAAUGGACCUUCUCCCUGUGAUAAAGAUGUGGAGGAGCGAUGGGAGAGCGGAAGUCCCUACCACACGGUGGCGGAAUGGACAGAACCGAUCGCUACUCAUGACUCACCUACGCUCCUUCCUGUGACAGACUGCGAUAAAGCAGAGUUGAAAUUUAUUUUCCCGCCUCUCCCAGCCAUCCAUGAUGAAAAAAUGAACACAGACAGAACCGCAAUCUACGCAGAAGUGAACCUGAAAAACAAAAGUCGGAAAAGCACCGAAGAAGCUCCUGUUGUACAAGACACUGCGGUGCUGGAUGAGGACGAAGCACCGCCUCUUCCGUUCAAAUUGUUCGACUAGCAAAUAAAAACCGGACUUAUGUUAAUGUAUGUUAAUGUGUGAAUAUACCGUAUCUGCAAUAAAUAGAAACAAAUCCUU
Molecule: messenger RNA, 3090 nt
Organism: Tachysurus fulvidraco (yellow catfish)
Lineage: Eukaryota; Metazoa; Chordata; Actinopteri; Siluriformes; Bagridae
Exons: 5
Coding region: 2296-3012 (238 amino acids)
Source: RefSeq, a predicted model, not a curated record